Messenger RNA from Thalassophryne amazonica, 627 nucleotides. RefSeq names its product mago homolog, exon junction complex subunit (gene magoh). Gene Ontology annotation, biological process: RNA splicing. The transcript is spliced from 5 exons. The record is from RefSeq and is a predicted model, not a curated record. NCBI's taxonomy places the organism in Eukaryota, Metazoa, Chordata, Actinopteri, Batrachoidiformes, Batrachoididae. Gene Ontology annotation, cellular component: catalytic step 2 spliceosome; exon-exon junction complex; nucleus. The coding region runs from base 90 to 533 and encodes 147 amino acids.
UGCCGUUAAACACCAUAGAAGAAGAAAAAGAACGCAGCGAGGCAGCGUCGUCCAGACUAGAACACAUUUUAGGGUUUUUCUGAGUAAAAAUGUCAACAAGCGAUUUCUAUUUGAGGUAUUAUGUUGGGCACAAAGGAAAGUUUGGGCACGAAUUUUUAGAGUUCGAGUUCAGACCUGAUGGUAAACUGAGGUACGCAAACAACAGCAACUACAAGAACGACGUCAUGAUCAGAAAAGAGGCGUACGUACACAAGAGUGUGAUGGAGGAGCUGAAGAGGAUCAUUGAUGACAGUGAGAUCACCAAAGAAGACGACGCGUUAUGGCCGCCUCCCGACAGAGUUGGCAGACAGGAACUAGAGAUAGUCAUCGGAGAUGAACACAUUUCAUUCACAACGUCAAAAAUUGGCUCUUUGAUUGACGUCAACCAGUCAAAGGACCCUGAAGGCCUUCGUGUGUUCUAUUACCUGGUUCAGGAUCUGAAAUGCCUGGUCUUCAGUCUCAUUGGUCUACACUUCAAGAUUAAGCCCAUCUAAAUUUAUACUUUUAUUUCCUUUAACCAGUUUGUUACCACAUUUGUACAUUUGCUUUUGACAAAACUGUUUAUUUUAAAUAAAAGCUCAAAGGUAA